UUCAGUCGUGUUCUAUUUAAUAAAACAACAAAUUCUUUUCAAACAAAUUUCAUACUUGGAACGUAUGAAUAGUUGAAACGCCGAGUGAUAAUCAAAGUACUUGAUUUUUUAAAAAAAAAACAUUACAGUUUCUAUUAUGACUGUAAUGAUAAUAGAUUAUAGUUGUACCGUAAGGUAAUACAAGGAAACCACAAGCCCUAAAGCGGUUUUCAGUAAUAUCAACGCAGACUUCGAUGAUUUUGGUUUGAAGAUAAAAGAAUAGUCGGCGCAAAUUGGUUGUUGUUUUAAACCGUAAAGUUCGAGACGAUAACUGGCUCACAGGUCUGGGUAACCGGUUUCCAUAAAGCAAUUUUGGUUGAAAUAUUCAUUCAACUAGUUAGGUGACGAUGACGUGGCAAAGUACUAAAAAACGACAUAACCCCAAUAUUUAAUAUACUGUCUUGAUAAAUCAUGCCAAACUGGUGAAUCAUCAAAUUAAACCAGAAAAAUAUUGCUAAACCAGUAAAAAGAACCUGCUAAGACAGUAAAAAGAAACAGAAUAUUUUAAGUCAAUUUGUAGACGCAAUAUUCACCACUGCUACGCUACGUUCGGGUAAAAAAAAAAGCUUGCAAUACGCUACUCUAGCAAAUAACAAUAUCAUACUUAUUGACUGCUGCGAAUAUUUGGUUCGUUCAGUUUGAUUCCGUUUUAUCGCCAGUUAUUCGGUAAAUUGGAUGAUUAAUAUAAAAAAUGAAUUCAAGCAAGUGUGUCGCCGCGAUAUUGUUGAUUGAGUUGUUUUUUUCUUCCGAACCGUUCACGUCAUGCGUACCACUAAUCGAUGUAGUUCAAGACACGAAACUUUUACUGACUCAUCCCGGAUGGAAAGACAUAAUAGAUAACGUGAAAACCAAUAAUGCCGAAGGGGCGUUAAGUGACGAUGACGUGUCAAAGUUGAUCACCCAAAAUGAGGACAUUACAAUAGAUAACGUAUUAGCCGUGAACGGUCACAUUUUCCUUAUGUUGAACUGCAGGUAUGCAAGUAGACUUUUGUUCCUGAGUAAAAUUAUCAGCGACCUGGCAGCUGAGUGUGGAUACUUUGGUUCUUCGACUGAAAUGCCUUCGUUUUCAAAUUCGCCAUUAAAAUUUUGCAAAGAAGUACUAUAUUCGGCGUUUGAACUGAUUUCGAUAGUCAUAUCGUACGCUAGAAGUGCGUUAAAGUAUUUCCAAAAGUUAUUCCAAAAAAAAAAAAUAGCCAGCCAGGGUUUACAUUCUACGUACAAAUGGUUCAAAUGGAAUUACGAAAAAUUAUUGAACGAACGAGCAGAAUCACCGAAUCUUAUCGGAAGUCAAUUGAAUGCAACCGUAAGGUCCUUAAAGACAUUUAAGGAGAAGUUGAAUAAAUAUUUUAGCCAGAAAUGUCAUGUGGAAGCCGGUUACCCGGACCUGAAGACCAAUUAUCUUUCUGAACUUAACGAAUUAAAACAACAAUCCAACUUAGGCCAACUAUUCGAUUAUCUCCAAACGAAAAUCAUGGAAGUAUCCGACGGUAUUAUUGAAAACAACUUCAUGGCUUGCGGGUUUCUAUACAACAGUGAAACGAAAACUUGUACAUUAAAACAACCCGAAACGUCCACAUCUUAAUCAUACUAAUGUCAUAUUGCCAUUUAUAUAUUUAAGUGUUUAUUAAUUUAUCAGCAUUCAUGAAAAUGUAUUUUAUUAUAAUCUUAAAACUAAGCAAAUCGUUAAAUACCUAUGAUAUAUCUAAACUUUUGCAGUGUCGCUCCAUUGUGUUAUUACUUCAAAAUAUUUACUCAAAUACAAAAAUAUAAU
This is a messenger RNA of Adelges cooleyi (spruce gall adelgid), 1810 nucleotides long. RefSeq lists its product as uncharacterized. The coding region runs from base 731 to 1621 and encodes 296 amino acids. The record is from RefSeq and is a predicted model, not a curated record. The transcript is spliced from 4 exons. NCBI's taxonomy places the organism in Eukaryota, Metazoa, Arthropoda, Insecta, Hemiptera, Adelgidae.